UCAUAUCAAAAUGACUGGUCGCGGUAAAGGAGGAAAAGGACUCGGCAAAGGAGGCGCCAAACGUCAUCGCAAAGUUUUGCGUGACAACAUCCAAGGUAUCACCAAGCCGGCCAUCCGUCGUCUUGCUCGCCGUGGUGGUGUGAAGCGUAUCUCUGGUCUCAUCUACGAGGAAACCCGCGGUGUUUUAAAGGUGUUUCUCGAGAACGUGAUUCGUGACGCCGUCACCUACACUGAACACGCCAAAAGGAAGACUGUGACGGCCAUGGAUGUCGUCUACGCGCUGAAACGGCAGGGCCGCACUCUGUACGGCUUCGGCGGUUAAGCACUGAUUUUCAAACAGACUCCGAUCUCAUAAUUCAAUCGGCCCUUUUCAGGGCCACCAACUUUUAAAGGAAAAAGAUUUCGUUUAACUUCGUGGCCUCAGUUAAAAAAUUAUCUUACUACUCGCUACUCGCUUACU
This is a messenger RNA of Daphnia pulicaria, 460 nucleotides long. Its product is annotated as histone H4. Gene Ontology annotation, biological process: nucleosome assembly. The transcript has a single exon. Gene Ontology annotation, molecular function: protein heterodimerization activity; DNA binding; structural constituent of chromatin. Lineage: Eukaryota; Metazoa; Arthropoda; Branchiopoda; Diplostraca; Daphniidae. Gene Ontology annotation, cellular component: nucleosome. The coding region runs from base 11 to 322 and encodes 103 amino acids. The record is from RefSeq and is a predicted model, not a curated record.